Messenger RNA from Colletotrichum chrysophilum, 1272 nucleotides. RefSeq lists its product as uncharacterized. The transcript has 2 exons. The coding region runs from base 1 to 1272 and encodes 423 amino acids. The record is from RefSeq and is a predicted model, not a curated record. Lineage: Eukaryota; Fungi; Ascomycota; Sordariomycetes; Glomerellales; Glomerellaceae. Gene Ontology annotation, molecular function: tRNA dihydrouridine synthase activity; flavin adenine dinucleotide binding. Gene Ontology annotation, cellular component: cytoplasm. Gene Ontology annotation, biological process: tRNA dihydrouridine synthesis.
AUGUCGGUUCGCAGUAUCCUCAAAACGAUGGCAUCCGAGAUCAAGAGAGUUCCUAUCCCCCGCCGCGGGGUCGACUACAGGGGCAAGAUUGUCCUUGCGCCCAUGGUCCGCUCUGGCGAACUCCCCUCUCGCCUCCUAGCCCUGCACUACGGUGCCGACCUGGUCUGGGGACCCGAGACUGUCGAUAAAGCCAUGAUCGGCACCACGCGCCGAGUAAAUCCCGUCACGAAUACGAUCGACUGGACCAAGGUCCCCUCCUUUGGCCAGAAGAACCCUCCUAAAACGAAUCCCGAAGCUUUGAUGUUCAGCACCCUCCCUGAAAAAGAGGCCGGCAAGCUGAUAUUUCAAAUCGGAACGGCCGACCCUGAGCUUGCAGUUCAAGCGUCAAGGCUCGUUGCGGCGGAUGUGGCCGGUAUCGAUGUCAACGCCGGCUGCCCCAAGCCCUUCAGCAUCAGCGGCGGCAUGGGCGCGGCCUUGCUGAAGACUCCGGACAAGCUUUGCGCCAUUCUGGAAGCUCUUGUCACGAACAUCAUGCCCGAGUUUGAAAUUGGCAUCAGCGUCAAGAUCCGUCUGCUGUCCACCCCCGAGGAGACAGAAGCUCUGGUACGGAGACUAUGCGCCACUGGCAUUACCGGCCUGACGAUUCACUGCCGAACGACUCCCAUGCGCCCCAGAGAACGCGCAAUCCGCAACGAUCUCCGCAUGGUCGCUGAAAUCUGCCAUGAGUUCGGUGUUGCCUGUAUCAUGAAUGGCGACGUUGAGGGCCGCGACCAUGCCGUGGACCUCAUUAAGGAGUACGGCGUCGACGGCGCCAUGAUCGCCACGUCUGCAGAGGCGAACUCGAGCUGCUUCCGUGCGGGCGUCGACGGAGGCGUAGCAUCGUGGGAAGAGGUCGCUGCAACGUACGUCAAGUAUGCCUUGGAGGUUGCCAACAAAUUCGGCAACACCAAGUAUUUGCUGUGCCAGAUCGUUCCCGGAAAGAGUGGCAUGUACCAGAAGAUGAACCAGUGCAAGACCUACACCCAAAUAUGCCGAGCGCUUGGUCUCGACGAUCUCAUGGAUCUUGCUCGACAAACAGACUGGGACAAGGGCAUCGAUCCAGAGGGCUCAGGCAAACCAGAAAAAGCUGAAAAGAAAGCCAACCCCAGUGCUAUGGCAGCUGGUGGUAACAUGAAGGCGAGCCGGGACAGCCAGACAUCCCGAAAGAUGUCUGAGCGAGGGGUCACUGCCGCUGCUGAGUCGAAAAAAGCGGCUGUCCCUUUGCAGACAUGA